UGCCCCGAAUACACACAGUGCCCGGGGGUGGAGCCCGUGUGCGUGGACCUGGGCAACUGGGAGGCCACAGAGCAGGCGCUGAGCAGUGUGGGUCCGGUGGACUUGCUGGUAAACAACGCUGGUGUGGCCCUGCUACAGCCCUUCCUGGAGGUCACCAAGGAGGCCUGUGACACGUCCUUUGAUGUUAACCUUCGGGCUGUCAUCCAGGUGUCCCAGAUCAUGGCCAGAGGCUUAAUAGCUCGCGGAGUCCCAGGGGCCAUCGUGAAUGUCUCCAGCCAGGCCUCUCAGCGUGCGGUGACUAACCACAGUGUCUACUGUUCCACCAAGGGUGCCCUGGACAUGCUGACCAAGGUGAUGGCCCUAGAGCUCGGGCCGCACAAGAUCCGUGUGAAUGCAGUGAACCCCACAGUGGUGAUGACGCCCAUGGGCCAGGCCAACUGGAGUGACCCCCACAAGGCCAAGACCAUGCUGGACCGCAUCCCACUUGGCAGGUUUGCUGAGGUGGAGAACGUGGUGGAUGCCAUCCUCUUCCUGCUGAGUGACCGAAGCAGCAUGACCACAGGUUCCACUGUGCCCGUGGACGGGGGCUUUCUGGCCACCUGAGCCCCCUCCCACACACACCUCAGCCCCAUGCUAAGCCCACCCCUUCCCCCCAUCCCUCCAAUAAACGUGAUUCUCCUGCCUAG
This is a messenger RNA of Propithecus coquereli (Coquerel's sifaka), 686 nucleotides long. RefSeq names its product L-xylulose reductase. The transcript has 6 exons. The annotation marks the transcript as partial. Lineage: Eukaryota; Metazoa; Chordata; Mammalia; Primates; Indriidae. The record is from RefSeq and is a predicted model, not a curated record. Gene Ontology annotation, molecular function: L-xylulose reductase (NADPH) activity; carbonyl reductase (NADPH) activity. Gene Ontology annotation, biological process: xylulose metabolic process; glucose metabolic process.